Chanos chanos (milkfish) is the source of this 1275-nucleotide messenger RNA. It is a transcript of the gene gpr19, whose product is annotated as G protein-coupled receptor 19. The record is from RefSeq and is a predicted model, not a curated record. Gene Ontology annotation, molecular function: peptide binding; neuropeptide receptor activity. Gene Ontology annotation, biological process: cellular response to hormone stimulus; G protein-coupled receptor signaling pathway. The coding region runs from base 1 to 1275 and encodes 424 amino acids. Lineage: Eukaryota; Metazoa; Chordata; Actinopteri; Gonorynchiformes; Chanidae. The transcript has a single exon. Gene Ontology annotation, cellular component: plasma membrane.
AUGGUGUAUGCUCCAUCGAUGGACAGCAAUAAACUUUCCCUCCAUUCAACUCUCCUCACUUAUCCAAUGUUUUUCAAUAACUCAGACAAUUCCACUUACCUAACAGAAUCACCAACACCCGUCACCUGUUCCUGGAACGAAACCUCCAAAGUCUCCUCUCUCAAAUCCAACAACUCAUUGGCCUCGUAUGAGUUGACCCCAGCUGAGGUAACGGUCCUUGGCCUGAUUUUUGGAGUGCUCUGGCUAAUUUCUGUCCUGGGUAAUGCCCUUGUAUGUCUGGUCAUUCACCGCAGCCGAAGAACUCAGUCAACCACAAAUUACUUUGUGGUGUCCAUGGCCUGCGCUGACCUGCUGUUGAGCUUGGGCUGUGCCCCCUUCAUUUUGCUCCAGGUCAGCUCUGGCCGAUGGCCUUUGAGCACAGCAGCCUGCAAGAUCGUCCGCUACAUUCAGCACUUGUGCCCCGGUGUGCAGGUGUACGUGCUGUUGUCCAUCUGUGUGGAUCGUUUCUACACAAUCGUCUAUCCCUUGAGCUUCAAGGUCUCCCGAGAGAAGGCCAAGCGUAUGAUCCUAGCCUCAUGGCUAUUUGAUGCCACCUUUGUGUCCCCAUGCCUCUUUUUCUACGGCUCAUCAUCCUCAGUAGAAAGCCACUGUGAUUUCUUUCUGCCAGACUCCUGGGAUAGCCUGGCCUAUGGAGUGGCACACCUUCUGUUUGGUUUCCUGGUGCCAGCUAUACUUAUCCUCUCCUUCUAUCAAAGAGUGGUGCGGUACAUUUGGAGAAUCAGUGCUGAUGGACGCACGGUGCGUAGAACCAUGAACAUUGUUCCAAGGACUAAGGUAAAGACCAUCAAAAUGUUCCUGAUGCUCAAUACUGUGUUUCUCUUGACCUGGAUGCCCUUCUUUGUGGCCCAGUUAUGGCAUCCAAGGGAGCCAAGCGGACCAACCAGACAGGGGUUGCUGUUCUUCGCAGCCAUCACUUGGAUCUCCUUCAGCUCCACAGCCUCCAAGCCCACCAUUUAUUCGGUGUACAAUGCCAACUUCAGGCGUGGCAUGAGGGAGACCUUUUGCAUGUCAUCUAUGAAAUGCUACCGCAGCAAUGCAUACACAAUUACCGCCAGCUCAAGGAUGGCCAAAAAGAACUAUGUAGGGGUCAUGGAUGUGCCCAUUCCAGCAAAGACUCUCAUCAAGGACUCAGUAUAUGACACUUUUGACCGAGAAGCAAAGGAGAAAAAACUGGCAUGGCCCAUCAGCGCCAAUCCACCAAAUACAUUUGUCUGA